ACAACAACAAUUCGGUUCCGGGAGCGAAAUUGCUGCAAAAGUCUAACUUCAGACACUUUCACCGCGCGUGGAGAAGUUUGUGGGAACCUCCCCUUUUAAACACGCAAAGGUCGUCUGUGUUUCGGGUGUAGUGGACCCGGGACUGAAGCUACAGCUGCUUUUUGACUGGAGGUUCGAGUCUGCCUCCCUGGGCGCAGGAGGUCCGACUAGUCGCUGGGUGGUGGUGGAGGAAUGACCGCGUUGGCUGGGUCAUACCCCAGGAUGAUGCGACCCACGCUGCCUCAGAACUACCCACGCACGGGCUUCCCCCUGGAAGUCUCCACUCCGCUGGGUCAAGGCCGUGUGAACCAGCUCGGAGGAGUCUUCAUCAAUGGCAGGCCUUUACCCAACCACAUCCGACACAAGAUCGUGGAGAUGGCCCACCACGGCAUCAGGCCGUGCGUCAUCUCCCGUCAGCUGCGGGUCUCCCACGGAUGCGUCUCUAAAAUCCUGUGCCGGUACCAGGAGACAGGCUCCAUCAGACCCGGGGCGAUCGGUGGCAGCAAACCAAAACAGGGAACAACACCGGACCUAGAGAGGAGAAUAGAGGACUACAAGCGGGAAAACCCUGGUAUGUUUAGCUGGGAGAUUCGGGAUAAAUUACUGAAGGAUGGAUUAUGUGACCGCAACAACGUUCCUUCAGUGAGCUCCAUCAGCCGCAUCAUUCGGAAUAAGUUCGGGGGGAAAGGAGAGGACGACGAUGAUGAAGAUGAGAUUGUGAAGAAGGAGUUGGAGGAGAGCCGAGCCAAACACAGCAUCGAGGGAAUCCUGGGAGACAGAUCGAGUCACUCGGACGAGGGUUCAGACGUGGAGUCGGAGCCGGACCUGCCCCUCAAAAGAAAGCAGCGGAGAAGUCGGACCACGUUUACGACGGAGCAGCUGGAGGAGCUGGAGAGAGCUUUUGAGAGAACUCACUACCCUGACAUCUACACCCGGGAGGAGCUCGCGCAGAGGGCCAAACUUACAGAGGCCAGAGUGCAGGUUUGGUUCAGCAACAGGCGAGCAAGGUGGAGGAAGCAAGCAGGAGCCAAUCAGCUGAUGGCGUUCAAUCACCUGAUCCCAGGGGGUUUCCCGCCAUCCGCCAUGUCCAGCAUUCCUCCCUACCAACUCUCGGACACCACAUACCCUCCAUCAUCCAUUGCACAAGUCUCUGAACCUCCCAGCACAGUGCAUCGGCCGCAGCCGCUCCCUCCCUCCUCAGGCCACCAGGGGUCCAGCGGCGGAGGGCAGGGUGAGGGGAGCUCACCGUACUGUCUCGCAUCUGGACGUCACUCCUUCUCUGGAUACUCAGACAGCUUUGUGAGUCCCGGCGGGCCGACCAACCCCAUGAACCCCAUCGGAAAUGGACUCUCUCCACAGGUGAUGGGCCUCCUCAACCCCGGGGGUGUCCCACACCAGCCCCAAAGCGACUAUGCCAUCUCUCCUCUGACGGGUGGGCUGGAGCCCCCUGCUGGCAUGGCAGCCAGCUGCAGCCAGCGCAUGGACCACAUCAAGGGACUGGAGGGCCUCACCAGCGUCCCCUCCAUGUCAGCCUUGCCUUCUCUGCCCAGCUCCCAGUCCUACUGCCCGCCUUCCUACAGCUCGCCGGGCUACACUGUCGACCACGUGGCGUCCUACCAGUACGGCCAGUACGGACAAAGUAAGGUGCCAUUUCUUAUCUGAGGCCUGAGAUCACCUGAGCAGAUGGACGGAAGUGAACAGCCGGACCAAAAUGGAAAAAAAAUAAAGACAAUUGAUUAUUCUUGGUGGAUAAAAGGAACAAAGAAGGGACCACAAGAAGAAACAUCCGACCAAAAAAAAAAAUUGAAAUACUGUCGUGAAUCAUCUGGAUCAUGCUUUGAUGCAACAUAUGUGGAUGAAAAGACCAGGAAGUGGCCCGUAAAGACUCCAAAGCUUCAUGUUUACAUAUCGUAGGGUCGCAUGAGUACAUUAAAAAUUCCUUGUUUCACCAACUUAAUCUUCAAAUGACGUCUGCUGACAGGCGAGAAUGAGAAAAGGGCUUCGCUGAUCUUUUAUUGGACGUGGCAUUUAUUUGAGGUUUUUCAUCCCACACACGGAGCGGAAUUCCACUGGCACAGGAAAACAAAUAAAUAUGUGAAAUAUUAUUGCAUCAGGGAGCGCGACGCACACUGCAGCUGCACUCCUGGCUCUUUGGAGCUCCUUUGGAAUGGAGAGACGUGGACGCCAACCUUUUGUAGUCUCGGAGAUGACUCGCUGGAGGUCAGGGGUGACUCAAGAGAAAGUGACAGAUGAGAGAGGGCGGCGGUGAUGUGGCUUUAAAAGACCGAGGAGAAAGCGGAGAGGAAAGAGCGGGGGGAGGAUAAGCAAGAUCGAUCACAGGCUGAAAACUCUUUAAAGACUCGGCGAGAAAAAGCCACCAGGUCACAAGUCACGACCGAGAGACACUUGAGAGUCAGAGAGUUUUCGAUAAAAGAGCACCCAAGCUGACCAGAAGUGCAAUAUCAUGUAUCCGCGAGUCAUUGAACAAUAAAAAAAAGAAGUCUUAGCACACACUCUGGGAACAGCACACGUGCCUUUGAACACAGAGAAGUCACACAGUAUUCAAGGGAAUACUGGACGGAGGAUGUUGAGCGGCCAAGCCUUCGGAACAAUCACAAACUGUUCAGCAACUUAGCUUUACAUAUAUUGAAACAAGACAUCAGUUUCCAGAUGUAGAUGAAAUAUUCCCUUGAAUGAUUAAAUUGACUUUAAAAAGUUUUAUUUUUCUGAAAUUCAAAUCUUAAAGCAGAAGCAAACAAAGCUGCAUGGACUUAUUUGGCACUCCAGGGAAUUGUUUUUGAAUGAGCGCUGCAAUAUGUUACACUCUUGUUUAGUAAUUAAAUUCAAACACAAUUUCUGAAUUUAUAUACAUUUCAGAAUUUAUGAUAAGGAACAUGCAAUUGGGAAUGAUACAGCUUUGUGGUGGGACAUCUUAAGUUUAAAAUUAAAACAUAGACGCAUUUUUCCAAAUUACAUUUGCAGGAUUUAAGUCUGAAAAAUAAAGAAAACCAAUGAGAUAUCUGUAUUUUUUGUGAAAACGAAUUAAGGUCUGUAAAACAAAUUUACAUACAUUUGUUUUUGGCCCCUUUUCUCUGGCUGCCACCAUUGCAAGAGAGGGCACUUCUUAGCUUAGCACUGUAAAAGUUCAAUGUUCUAUAGGGAUAGAAACACAAAUCUAGCACUGCUCCAUUCAAGACAUGUUUUGGAAAGCUUGAUUCUUGUUUGAAUAUAUGUGCCAAAAACAAAACAUUUCCAAUUGAAAAACACAGUGACUGACGCGAAAAUAAUCAAAGCCAGUUAUCAGGAAAAACAAAGCCAAAACUAAGCUUGUAAAAAUUGUGUUUUUUUUUGUAUUUCAAUUGCCACGCUGCAUGAGUAGAAAGUGCAUUCCAGACAUAUUUAUUGUGACCAAUAUUCCUAAUAUCUGCAGAGCAAUAUUAAUAAACCAUUCCGAACUAGUGGCAGAGUUAAGAACACGUGUUCUGUUGUUAGACUGAAUCAUUUUAGUGCUUGAUAUAUUUUUUUGUA
Messenger RNA from Synchiropus splendidus (mandarinfish), 3567 nucleotides. RefSeq names its product paired box 3b (gene pax3b). Lineage: Eukaryota; Metazoa; Chordata; Actinopteri; Syngnathiformes; Callionymidae. The record is from RefSeq and is a predicted model, not a curated record. The coding region runs from base 232 to 1701 and encodes 489 amino acids. Gene Ontology annotation, molecular function: RNA polymerase II cis-regulatory region sequence-specific DNA binding; DNA-binding transcription factor activity, RNA polymerase II-specific. The transcript is spliced from 9 exons. Gene Ontology annotation, biological process: regulation of transcription by RNA polymerase II; anatomical structure development.